AUGGAUGCCAACAUCCAGCGGGCCCUCAACGAUAAGCUCUACGACAAACGCAAGAUUGGAGCUCUUGAGCUUGAACGUGUUAUUCGAGAUCUCGUUAGCGUUAAGGACUAUCAACGCGUUCAUGAUAUUCUCGAGCAGCUAUGUAAUGAGUAUGCCUACGCUGUGCACCAGCCUCAUGCAAGAAAUGGCGGUUUAAUAGGCCUGGCUGCCGCCGCUAUUGCUCUCGGCUCAGAACUACCUAGAUACCUCGCCAAGAUCGUUCCUCCUGUCCUAGCAUGCUUUACCGAUCAAGAUGCCAGAGUCAGAUACUAUGCUUGCGAAGCCAUGUACAACAUAGCAAAGGUUGCAAAAGGAGAGAUUCUGGUGUAUUUUAAUAGCAUCUUCGAUCAGCUUUGCAAGCUUGGUGCGGACUCAGAGCUAUCAGUAAAAAACGGAGCAGAACUUCUAGAUCGGCUUGUCAAAGACAUAGUGUCCGAGUCUGCUGCUUCAUAUGUGUCCAUCCUGGAAGCACCGCCCGAGUUUGACGGCGAUGACAAAGUCUCGUUUGGGGAAAACUCCCACUUACCUACCGCAUUCUCUCUUCCUCGAUUCAUUCCCCUACUGAAGGAGCGUAUAUGGGUUAUUAACCCAUUUACUCGUCAGUUUCUUGUUGGUUGGAUCACUUUGCUCGACUCAAUACCUGAUCUGGAGCUCGUCACAUAUCUACCGGACUUUCUUGGGGGCCUUCUCAAGUUUUUGUCAGAUCAGAAUUCCGAUGUGCGUGUCGCUACGCAGAACUGCCUGGAUAAAUUCCUGAAUGAAAUCAAACGCAUUGCUCGCAUCAAAAAGGGAAUCUUAGAAAGCAAGCGAUCCAAGGAGGGCACUAAACGGAAACGACAAGACUCCAUCGACAGCGAAUCCAUAAACCCAGAUUUCGAAGAAGGGGAUGAACUCGACUCCGACGCUGCAUUGGAUGAUGACGACGACAGUAGCGGAGAAGAUUGGAUUCCUGGGCAGGAUGUUGAGAUCAACUACAAGGAAAUCCUCCAAAUUUUGACGGCGACGUUGGAUUCACCACUGGAGGAGGAUUGUCUUCUCGAGUCCCUGCGAUGGGUUGUAGAGUUUCUUGAUAUUUGUCCCGAAGAGGUUCUACCAUUCACUCCCAAGAUUCUUGCCCAUAUGCUACCAGCUAUGGCUAGCACCAAGGAAACUAUCCAUCAGGCAGCGACUCGAGUUAAUACUUGUCUAAUGGACUAUGUUGUUUCACUGUCCGAUGACUCUGAGCUGACACAGCCGCCACCCGCACAACCGCCCCAAAACUUCUCGACUUCUCGAUUGUCUGUACCUGGGGAGAAGGGGUCUGAUGGCGUAAACAGCAAUCGCGUAUCUUUAUCGAGCUCCAAAGACUUGGAAUUCCGUAGUCCUACGCCUGCGCAAGGUCGCUCGAUAUCUACCCCGGUUGAUAUCAACAUCACUCAAACGCAAGCCGACCUGGACUAUGCCGCAGCUGUCAAUUCUCUCACUCUCCUCUUCCUCAACGAUCAUGAAGCUACCCGGGUGGCAGCCCUGACGUGGCUUAUUAUGUUGCACAGGAAAGCUCCUCGAAAGGUACUUGCUUUUAAUGACGGCACGUUUCCGGCGCUUUUGAAGACAUUGUCAGAUCCAUCCGAUGCUGUUGUAACCAAAGACUUGCAACUCCUUUCGCAAAUUUCUCGGAACACGGAAGAUGACUACUUCGCCAAUUUUAUGGUAAAUCUGUUGCAGCUCUUCUCAACAGACAGAAAGUUACUCGAGACUCGAGGCAAUCUCAUCAUCCGACAGCUUUGCUUGAGUUUAAGCCCCGAGAGGAUCUACAGGACGUUGGCCGAUUGUAUCGAGAAGGAGGAGGAUGUUGAAUUCGCCAGCAUAAUGGUACAGAAUCUUAACAACAACCUCAUCACUGCCCCUCAACUGGCCGACGUUCGCAAGAGGCUACGAAAUCUUGAAACCAGGGAUGGUCAAACACUGUUUGUGGCUCUGUUCCGAUCAUGGUGCUAUAACGCUGUGGCUACGUUCUCGCUUUGCCUGCUGGCUCAAGCUUAUGAGCAAGCAUAUAACUUGCUACAAAUUUUCGGCGAGUUGGACAUGACAGUCAACAUGCUCAUCCAGGUCGAUAAGCUAGUACAGUUGAUUGAGUCACCCGUCUUUACAUAUCUACGCCUACAGUUGUUAGAGCCCGAGAAGUAUCCGUACCUUUACAAAUGCAUGUACGGUAUUCUGAUGCUUCUGCCGCAAUCUUCGGCGUUUGCUGCACUCAAGAAUCGACUCAACAGUGUCAGCUCUAUAGGAUAUCUACAUACAGCACCUCGAGCUGCUCCAGCACCUACGAGUAGCUCCAAUUUCGACAGGCCAAAUCGACUCAAAAGCAGGGAAGAAGGAAACAUACGUUGGGUUGAACUUCUGGAGAAAUUCAGAAGUGUCCAGGAACGAGCGCGGCGCGCGCAGCGUCAAAACAACAUGGAUGGCGACGAUAUGCUACCAAUGGGAGUCAGUGAGCUUCGCAUCGGCGACGGAGCUGUAGACAUCAAGGGCAAGGAGACGCGCGGUGUUGGCCUACAGUCGAUUCCCCAGAAGGAACCGACACCUGCCCCUCCAGUUCCAGCGAAGAGGACAGGGUUGGGCAGACAGUUUGGAAGAUUGGGCGGCGCAGUGGCAGGUAAAGGCCGACGCAAUCAAUAG
Molecule: messenger RNA, 2697 nt
Organism: Fusarium coffeatum
Lineage: Eukaryota; Fungi; Ascomycota; Sordariomycetes; Hypocreales; Nectriaceae
Exons: 9
Coding region: 1-2697 (898 amino acids)
Biological process (GO): positive regulation of kinase activity; phosphatidylinositol biosynthetic process
Cellular component (GO): fungal-type vacuole membrane; endosome membrane; PAS complex
Source: RefSeq, a predicted model, not a curated record